Scylla paramamosain (green mud crab) is the source of this 4391-nucleotide messenger RNA. Its product is annotated as immunoglobulin superfamily member 10-like. The transcript is spliced from 7 exons. Lineage: Eukaryota; Metazoa; Arthropoda; Malacostraca; Decapoda; Portunidae. The coding region runs from base 837 to 1793 and encodes 318 amino acids. Gene Ontology annotation, cellular component: neuron projection membrane. The record is from RefSeq and is a predicted model, not a curated record. Gene Ontology annotation, biological process: synapse organization.
AAAAAAAAAAAAAGUAAAAUAUACAAGCCUAACAAGACCCUUGACGUCACCCCAAACGCCCCGAUGUCCUCCGAGGAACCUCUCUUGGCCUGGCCUGGCCUCGUCCUCAGCCGGGGUCCUGGCACAGACUUGGUAUACCUGUUCGUGGCGGGCCAGCAACAUUUACAGCAUUUUAACACCACCAGCGUGGCUUACUAAUGCGUCCCCUGCAGGUGUGUUGGGUUGGGCGAGUACUGGAGACACAAGACAAAGGCUCCCCAGUGGCAGGCAGUACGAGCCUGUUCACCCGGGAAGGAUACAACAAAUCCUGCAAUAGAAAACGGAUGGCAAGGUGUAUUGAGGGGCGGCGGGAGUGGCAGCGCCGGGAGGGCAGUGCCGAACCGACCGUCAAGACAUGAGGAGUGCGACGCUCUGGUCCGCCCCUCGCUCCCGGCCGUGUAUCGACGUGGUGGUGCCGUGCCUCUCUGCCUGGCUGCACAUUGCUCACACUACCGACUAAUCAGUAGUGCACGGAAAGAAAGGAUUGCUGUUCACUUUUACUCUGGUGGGGGAGUGUGGAGUGGAGUGGCGGGGAAGGGGAGUGGUGCUGUUACUAUUACCGUGGUGGUUGUGGUGCAGGGAAGGGAGGUGACGGAGUGACUGGACCGCUGAAGAACCAUGACCUGCACCUCCCAUCACCUCGCGCACUGCCACAUGUAACACCGCAGAACUCACCCUCAGAGCUUCAGUGGAAGGGAAAGGCUCCAGUGUUCCUCAACAAACAUUCAUCCUCAGCCGGCACCUGUAACUUCCCUCGCACUUCUAUCAUGACGUGAGCCCGACUGUGGGGCGAGACCAUGUUGAUCUGCGCACUAGCCACCCUCGUGCUGCCUCUGCUGGGCUCAGGCCUGGUGGCGCCGGUGGGCGGGGAGGCAGGAGGAGGGAGGAAGACGCUGGCAGUGAUGGAGGUGGUGGAGGGAGCUGAAGGGGAAGGGGAAGGCGAGGGCGAGGAGGGCGGGGAUGGCGGUGACUCUCUGCUGGCCUUCCCCGACGACUCCCCCGCCUAUGAGCUCGACCAGCCGUACUUCGAUUACGAGGAGAGCGCCAACGUCACGGCCUUGCUGGGGAAGACGGCGCUGCUCAACUGUCGCGUCAAGAACAUUGGGAACCAGACGGUGUCGUGGGUGCGGCAUCGGGACAUCCACCUGCUGACGGUGGGUCGCUUCACCUACACCUCGGACGAGCGAUUCUCUGCCCGGCACACCGCGGGCUCCCAGGACUGGAUGCUGCUGAUCCACUAUUUGCAGAAGCGGGACGAAGGCAUCUACGAGUGUCAGAUCUCCACCACGCCCCCCGCCAGCCAUUUCAUCCACCUCUCCGUCGUGGAGCCCGAGACGGAGAUAGUGGGCGGGCCAGACGUGUACAUUAACACUGGGAGCCGCCUCGCCCUCACCUGCAGCGUUAAGUACAGCCCGGAGCCGCCAGCCUUCAUAUUCUGGUACCACAAUGAGAAGCUGGUGAGCUACGACCGGACGCGUGCAGGGGUGGUGGUGUCAACGGAGCGCGGCGUGGUGAGCACCUCUCGGCUACUGGUGCAGGUGGCAGAUACGCGUCACUCCGGCACCUACACCUGCUCGCCCGCCAACUCCAAGCCCAAGAGUGUCAAUGUGCACGUUAUUGCUGACCAGCCCGCCGCUAUUGUUCAUGAAAACCACGGCAGUGUUGGGUUACCCUCUCACUCCCUGCUCUUUAUUUGCCUUUUUUGUAUCAUGUUUUCGUUCUCCAUCAUCAGCUCCACUCCUGUGUCUCCUUAAAAAAAGUAUCCUGAGAAACACACACACACACACACACACACACACACACACACACACACACACACACACACACACACACACACACACACACACACACACACACACACACACACACACACACUCGUACACUCGUACACCAGACUAAGCUAGUGAUGCUUCCUGUUGGCACAAAGCUCAACAAGUGAAGACUUAAGUGCUACUUUUUUUCUGUUUUCCGAUGAAUUGGUCACCUAACAAGAGUCUUUUAUCUUCAUUCACAAAGCUGUCCUUGCAGAGAUACCAAACUUUCCCUUAGAACUCUUGGAGAAAAAGAAAGAAAAAGAAGCCAAGAGGAAAGCAGCGGGACACGCCAGCAAGUUUGUUUAAAGUUGGCUGGACUUGGAUAUCCCCUAAAGGCUUCUCGUCCAUCACGGCUGCGCAUCGCUUACAUCAUCCUGGAGAUACAAAAUGAUGCCAAACUUCCUUAAGUAUCAAUAUUUCAAUGAAACCGCGAGGAGAAUUUACCGAAACAUUCAAUAUUCUAUCCAUAAUGUUUUUUUUUUUUUUUUCCGUACAAUAUCGGGUAAGCCAAUCCACUAGCGAUCCAGACACACACAAAUAGAGUCGGAACCAGCCUUGUGUGAGUAAAGCUGAGUCAAGUGUGCGUUACAAUGACUAAUAAGACCAAUGCCAUAAACUUGAAAAGCUGAAUAUUCAUGAUAAUAUAACAAGCUUUCGUGUGUCUGGUUUUGAAGCGUUCUUGAGACUGCUGCACACCACGAGGAGCAGUUAUGUUGAUGCGUCACGAGUGCGGUGCAGGUGACCGUGUGUACUGCCAACAACUAAUGAGUGCCAGGGUGGCGCAGCAACCCCUGUGGUGGUGGUGUCAGGCACUGCCAUGCGUCUUUUUUUUCUGUGUUUUUGUUGCCUUACACCGAUUUCAUGCAUGACCGAUUCAGUCUGAUCAGUGAUAACGAUACUCUUUAAUCUUAUCGUAAUCCGGCGGUCCAAUUUUGUGUGUGUAUAUAUAUAUAUAUAUAUAUAUAUAUAUAUAUAUAUAUAUAUAUAUAUAUAUAUAUAUAUAUAUAUAUAUAUAUAUAUAUAUAUAUAUAUAUAUAUAUAUAUAUAUAUAUAUAUAUAUAUAUAUAUAUAUAUAUAUAUAUAUAUAUAUAUGACACCACUGAUGUUACAUACAUGUACAUACAAGAUGGGAUCAUUAAGUUUUCACCGUCACAACAUUACUUUUUUUUUAUUUUUCGUUUGUAUGUUUACUUAUUCAUGUAUUUGUUUAUUUGAUGUUAUUUAUACAUUUAUUAGUUUCCCUUCGGCGCCUUGGCUGUCUGCAGCGUCAAGGACAAGGAGCAGCACUGCCCGCCACGCGCCGCCACCACAAUGCCGCGGUGGUGCAGGACGCCUGGCCUCAGACACCAGUGUAGUGACUGGAUGCUGGUGACGCCCCGUGAUCGUGAUAGCCAGGAUUUUAUGUAAAAGGAAUGUGUCACAGGUUUGAUAAAAGUGUACAUAAAGCAUUACAAGAGCAGGGCGGUGAGUGGUGCACGCAGGGGCAGGAGAGGCAAGCCAGCAAUAGUCUCCCCAGUGAAUGAUCCAAUUCAUUUCCGCGUCACGCAGCGCCGGUCCUAUUUUUCUAUUUCAAAUAUGGAUAAAACUGAUAGUGUGUGUUUUGUGUCGCCGUCGACUGAGUGAAAUUGAACACACAAUGGCUUCACGCACGAAAACAAGCCAUGACAUGGAUAACAGUGAGUCGUGAAAUAGAUAAGGAGUGACGCUACCCACGCUAAAUGAAUUUAGACACACACAUACAGACAUAGACAGAUUGCCUAUGCUCUCGAGAAUACUGCCGCGGAUCAGUGAAAAAAUGAAUAAAUAGAUAAAUAAAUAACAGCUGUCCAGGAAUGAUAGCGGGAAAUUAAGUGUACUAAACCUUUAUAAAUGUGAAAAGAAAACGGGCAUGACAGCCACGUGUUUCUCCUCCGUGUGUUCAGUGCGGCGUCCCCCGGCAGGACAGACACCGCCGGGGAAAGAGGUGCGGACGAAAUAAAAACCUUGCUCUACUUUCCCUUCUUGAGCCUCAGUAGUUUUGAGACGGGACAAAAAGAAACAGGGCAAUUUCAGGAAGACUUGUACAUAAUAUUUGUGUGGAGGUAAAAAUAACUCAUUGAUGUACAAUAAAAAAAAAAAAAAGAAGCAAAGGAUGGGAAUGUAAACUGUUUAAAAACUACGUGAAAGAAUUAUUUAUAUGAUGUGUGUUAUGGUGGUUCCUUUAAGUUUAUGAGAGAAUUGUAAUAACAUCUUUGCUUUUCGACAUCAUAGUGAUUUAUAGAUGUUACUUUUAAAAGAGUGUCCUGUAUUGUAUUCACGCUGUUAUGUUUUAUUAUACAGUAUAAAUACAUUGCGUUACGUAGACAUUACCAAGCCCAUGUUAUGAUUAAGAUCAGUGUCAUAUAUAUAAUUUCAUCAACAUGUACUAAUGUAUAAACUACGAAAAAAAGACUGUUUGUAUGUGUCGUCACUGGACUCAUCUUAUGUCAUUGAAUUUUUAUCAGAACUUUGAUAAUCGACAGCUUGUGGAUCAAGAAAACAAUAAAAGCAGAUCUUACA